AUGAUCGCUGCAUUCGGGCACAUCCUGAAUUCGUUCAAAGCGCUCCUCCAACGCUCCCAACGUCGCUCCCUCGGCCCCUCCUCCCCUGCCCCGCCUCAACCCACCGCCGCCCCUCCCCUCCCUCCUCCCCCUCCUCUCUCCCCCACACCCCCACCCCAUCCAGCCAGCAUGCGGGCGUGGCACUCCCCUCCAGACAGCGUGCAGUGCAUGAGAGGGGGAGCUCCGGGGAAAAGCAGAGACCCCAAUGAACCAUCAUCCCAAAGCAGCAUGCAGAGCGUGGACGAGCUCCGGGAGAACUUGAACACUUACAGGGAGCAGCUAGAGCAGGUCUCGGAGUUGCUUAUAGAGGAUCCUGACAAUGACGAGUACAAGGAGAUGGCCAGUGGGCUCAAGGAGGUCAUCGAGCUCACAGAGGACCUGCUGAGUGCAGCGGAGCAGCAGACGCAGGAGGAGCCACCACCAGGAGGAGAUGCAGAAGCAGCGGCAGUUGCCGCUCCCUUCAUUCCCAUGGCGUUUGUGCCGGCCACUUCUGCUGCUACCACUGAUCCAGCAGCUGUAGCAGCAGCCGCAGCCGCUGCAGCAGCAGCAGGGGGGACAGCAGCAGUGUCGUCUCGGAUCGCAGUGGGCGCGUCGGUGCAGGCGGCAUGGGGGGUCACUGCCGGCACUGCUGCUGGCGGCAUACGCAGCUCUGAGUGGCUUGAGGGCGUGGUGGACAGUGUGACAACAGGAGGCUACGUGGUGCGCGAUGCAGGCGGGCAGAUGCACGAGGUGCGAGAGACGAGAGUACGACGGGUGGAGGAGAGCGAGGAGGACGCGAGGCGGCGAGCACAGGAGGCGUUGGCAGCCGUUGAGAGAGAGGCGGAUGAGACAAGGAGAGCGCUCAAGCGAAAGCUGGAGGAAGCUUCCAGGACGGAGCUGGUGAAGAAGGAGAUUCCGCUCAAGCUGAGAAUCAAACCAGAGGACUCGGAAGAUGUGAAAGUGGAGAAGAAGCGGAAGAUCCAUGCGUUCAAGUCGAAGCAGCGGAUGGAGAUGCUGGAGGUGAUGACAAACAAGAAGCAGAACACGUGGCAGCAGUUUCAAACCAAGGGCAUUAAAAAGAAGGCGGGCUUCCUGACAGGCCGCAAGAAGGAGAGCAUUUUCAAGUCGCCAGAGGACGUGGGGGGGAAGGUGGGGGUGGUGGGGAGCGGGCAGGGCAUGACAGACUUUCAGAAGAGAGACAAGAAUCUCAACCUGCGCGCACAGGGCCAGGCAGAGGAGGACUAG
Closterium sp. Naga37s-1 is the source of this 1263-nucleotide messenger RNA. The record is from the annotation of a GenBank genome assembly. NCBI's taxonomy places the organism in Eukaryota, Viridiplantae, Streptophyta, Zygnematophyceae, Desmidiales, Closteriaceae.